This is a messenger RNA of Cyclopterus lumpus (lumpfish), 2433 nucleotides long. RefSeq names its product GTP binding protein 2b (gene gtpbp2b). Lineage: Eukaryota; Metazoa; Chordata; Actinopteri; Perciformes; Cyclopteridae. Gene Ontology annotation, molecular function: GTP binding; GTPase activity; translation elongation factor activity. The transcript is spliced from 12 exons. Gene Ontology annotation, biological process: translational elongation. Bases 164 to 2020 code for a protein of 618 amino acids. The record is from RefSeq and is a predicted model, not a curated record.
UCCUGCGCGGCGUGUCUCCGCGUCCAACAUGUGAUGUUAGAAAGAGUAGCUGUAUCAUCAUCAUCAUCAUCAUUAUUAAUAUUAGUAUUAGUAUUAUUUUAUAGACUUCCCGGUUGAUCCCUGUAGUUCCGGGGAGGCCGCGGGACAUCCGGAGAGCUCAGCGAUGGUGGAUUUCUCCGGGAAUGGUGCAGUGUCGCCCGGGCACAGCAGGCACGGACCGGGCUCCGGUAAUAACGGGAAGAAAACGUCGAAAAAGUCGCGAACGAGACGAGGCAAGCGAGGCCGGAAAAGAAGGAAUAAAAAGAACAACAGGAACAACAAAACGCCGCCGCCGUAUUUCCCCCCGGAGGCGGAAGAAGGAAACAUUGAGUACAAGCUGAAGCUGGUCAAUCCAACGCAGUAUCGCUUCGAGCACCUGGCCACGCAGCUGAAGUGGCGCCUGCAGGAGGGCCGCGGCGAGGCCGUCUACCAGAUCGGCGUGGAAGACAACGGCCUGCUGGUCGGCCUGACCGACGCCGACAUGAAGGCCUCGCUCAAGACCUUGAAGAGGAUGGCGGAGAAAGUCGGUGCCGACAUCACUCUCCUCCGAGAGAGGGAGGUGGACUACGACUUGGACAGGAACACGCGCAAAAUCGCAGAAGUCCUGGUUCGAAAGGUCCCCGAUGACCAGCAGUUCCUGGACCUGCGGGUGGCGGUCCUGGGCAACGUGGACUCGGGGAAGUCGACCCUGCUGGGCGUCCUGACGCAGGGCGAGCUGGACAACGGGCGAGGCCGAGCGAGGCUCAACCUCUUCAGGCAUCUGCACGAGAUCCAGACCGGACGCACCUCCAGCAUCAGCUUCGAGAUCCUCGGCUUCAACAGCAAAGGAGAGGUGGUGAACUACAGCGAGUCCCGGACGGCUGAGGAGAUCUGCGAGAGCUCCUCCAAGAUGAUCACCUUCAUCGAUCUGGCCGGACACCACAAGUACCUGAAGACGACCAUCUUCGGCCUCACCAGCUACUGCCCCGACUUCGCCAUGCUGGUGGUGAGCGCCAACACCGGCAUCGCCGGCACGACCCGGGAGCACCUGGGCCUGGCCAUGGCGCUGAAAGUUCCCAUCUUCAUCGUGGUCAGUAAAGUGGACCUGUGCUCCCGCGGCACCGUGGACAGAACCGUCCGCCAGCUGGAGCGACUGCUGAAGCAGCCGGGCUGCAACAAGGUGCCGAUGGGCGUGGCCAGCCCGGACGACGCCGUGACGGCCGCACAGCAGUUCACCCAGUCUGCAUGCAUCACGCCCAUCUUCACCCUCUCCAGUGUGUCGGGAGAGAGUCUGGACCUCCUGAAGGUUUUCUUGAACAUCCUCCCUCCACUGAGCAACAGCAAGGAGCAGGAAGAGCUGAUGCAGCAGCUCACCGAGUUCCAGGUAGAUGAGAUCUACUCUGUUCCUGACGUUGGGACUGUGGUGGGAGGAACUCUGUACAGCGGAGUGUGUCGGGAGGGCGAGCGGCUGGUGGUCGGUCCCACUGACGAGGGCCGCUUCCUGCGCCUGAAGGUGGGCAGCAUCCAGAGGAACCGCUCGGCCUGCCGGGUGCUGAGGGCCGGGCAGGCGGCCACGCUGGCUCUGGGGAACUUUGACCGCUCGCUGCUGCGCAAGGGGAUGGUGAUGGUCAGCCCCAAGAUGAACCCGACCAUCUGCUGUCAGUUCGAAGCCGCCAUCGUCCUGCUCUUCCACGCCAAGACCUUCCGCCGGGGGUCACAGGUCACCGUGCACGUGGGCAACGUCAGGCAGACGGCCACCGUGGACUGCCUGCACGGGAAGGACGAGCUGCGUACGGGCGAGCGAGCCGUGGUUCGCUUCUGCUUCAUCAAGCACCCCGAGUACCUGCGACUGGGCGCCAAGCUGCUCUUCAGGGAGGGCGUCACCAAAGGCAUCGGCCACGUCGCCCGCCUGCUGCCCGCCUCCCAGAACCACGACCAGAACCAGAACCACGACCAGAACCUGCAGCAGGACCAUCAGAGACCUCCGCCCGACCGAUGCUGAGCUCCGUGAGAACCCCCGGCCGGGCGGACGCCAUCCAUGCAUCUGCUUCUCUCGCUCCCUAAUCCUCCCGUCCUGGAUCUAUACUUCCGUCCUGCUCAUCAUCAUCAUCAUCAUCAUCAUCAUCAUCAUUUUCCUCCCAGCAGACGUCAAUGUCUUGAGUUAAAGCCGGUUGACCUCGGUGGAUUUAACCCUGGACGAUAAAUCUGAUACCGUCAUGCGGCUGUCAUGAGAAGACAGCGGGAUUUAUUUUUAUUUUUUGUUGGGGGGGCGGAUUUGAGAAGGACUGGUUUUAAAGAGACCGGACAGGAAGGACUGAGCGGUCCGUUCGCCCACAGCACAACAAAACAUCUGCACGCGCUCAGACCAAAAUAUUAAAUCUGAAGAGAGAGAGGGGAGGGGGGGGGGGGUUCUAC